GGGGCUGAUGGCGCUGAGGAGAGCGCUGAGAGCUGCGGGAGGGAGGUGGGUGCAGCGCCUGUACUCGGUCUCGGGGGGUGGGGGGGACACCAUCUUCGCCCUCUCCUCGGGUCAGGGGCGUUGCGGGGUGGCUGUGAUCCGCACCAGCGGCCCCGCCAGCCGGGGGGCUCUGCAGACCCUCACACAACCCCCCCGGCUGCCCCCCCCCCGCGUCCUCGCCCUGCGCCGCAUCCGUGAUCCCGACACUGCCGAGACCUUGGACCGAGGGCUCGUGGUCUGGUUCCCAGCCCCCCAGAGCUUCACCGGGGAGGACUGCGCUGAGCUCCACGUGCAUGGGGGGCCCGCGGUGGUCAGGGGGGUCCUGAGGGCACUGGGCCGCCUGCCUGGGCUCCGUCCCGCCGAGCCCGGGGAGUUCACCCGCCGAGCUUUCCACGGGGGGAAACUGGACCUGACUGGUGUGGAGGGCCUGGGGGACCUGAUCCGGGCUGAGACCGAGGUCCAGCGGCGCCAGGCCCUGCGGCAGAUGGAGGGGGAACUGGGGCAGCUCUACCAGCGCUGGAGUGAGACCCUCACCCAGGCUCUGGCCCACCUCGAAGCCUUCAUCGACUUCAGUGAGGAUGACAACGUGGAGGAAGAGGUUCUGGCACGAGUCACUGCCACGGUGCAGGGGCUGGAGCAGGAGAUGGGUGCCCACCUGCAGGACGGGCGCCGUGGGGAGCUGCUGCGGGGGGGGGUCCACGCUGUCAUCGCUGGACCCCCCAACGUGGGCAAGAGCAGCCUGCUCAACCUGCUGUGCCAGCGUCCCGCAGCCAUUGUGUCCCCGGUGGCAGGGACCACCCGGGACGUGGUGGAGGUGGCCCUGAACGUGGGUGGUUACCCACUGGUGCUGAGUGACACCGCGGGGCUCCGGGAUGCCACCGACCCCGUGGAGCAGGAAGGGGUCACCCGAGCCCGGGAUCGCCUGCAGCGAGCAGACCUGAUCCUGGCCGUGCUGGAUGCUUCGGCGCUGCCCACCCACCCGGGGGGGUUGGCUGCUACCCUGCGGUCCCUGCUGCCCCCCCCCUUCCUCCCUUGCAUCCUGGUGCUCAACAAAGCCGAUUUACUGCCGGGGGGGGCUCUCCCCGACUCCUGCACCCAGGGGGACCCCCUGCCCCCCACCACCCUCCUCUCCUGCAAGACGGGGGAGGGGCUCGACCGCCUCCUGGAGCUGCUGGGGGGGCAACUGGAGCGGCUAUGCGGAGACCCCCUGGCAGGGUGUCCCUCGCUGACCCAGAGCCGGCACAGCCACCACCUCUCCGCCGGUGUCACCGCCCUGAGCCGGUUCCGACGGGAUUGUCACCUGGACCUGGGGCUGGCAGCCGAGUGGCUCCGGUUGGCCCGGAGGCACCUGGGGCGGAUCACGGGGCAGGUGGGGGCUGAGGAGGUCCUGGACAUCAUCUUCAGGGAUUUUUGCAUUGGGAAAUGACAAAAGGAUGGGGGUGGGGGGAGGGGGGGGUG
This is a messenger RNA of Calypte anna (Anna's hummingbird), 1497 nucleotides long. It is a transcript of the gene GTPBP3, whose product is annotated as GTP binding protein 3, mitochondrial. Gene Ontology annotation, cellular component: mitochondrion; cytoplasm. The record is from RefSeq and is a predicted model, not a curated record. The transcript is spliced from 9 exons. Gene Ontology annotation, biological process: tRNA methylation; tRNA wobble uridine modification. NCBI's taxonomy places the organism in Eukaryota, Metazoa, Chordata, Aves, Apodiformes, Trochilidae. Gene Ontology annotation, molecular function: protein binding; GTPase activity; GTP binding. The coding region runs from base 8 to 1465 and encodes 485 amino acids.